This is a messenger RNA of Closterium sp. Naga37s-1, 1026 nucleotides long. NCBI's taxonomy places the organism in Eukaryota, Viridiplantae, Streptophyta, Zygnematophyceae, Desmidiales, Closteriaceae. The record is from the annotation of a GenBank genome assembly.
AUGCACCAUUCCCUCCCAUUGUCUUAUGCGCAUGCACCAUUCCCUCCCAAUGUCCCACACACAAUCAAAUGCACUCUCACUCGCAUCUUCCCACCUGCACUCACGUCGUCCCCGUCGCCCUACACCACCUCAACCCCCCUCUCCCUCCCACCACCAGCGAUCCACAGCGUGCAAGCCACUGUGUCAUUUGACCACCCGAAGCUGUCGGGAAGCCAGCAAUUGGCGGCAUUCACGACCUGCACCUACAUGCCCUCCCCACCCCUGUCCCCCACACUCACUCCCUCGCACCACCAGCAAACCACUGUGUCAUUUGACCAUCCAAAACUGUCGGGAAGUCGCCAGCUGGCAGAGGCGGUGGCUGAGGUGGCAGCGCUCACGGGGGAGAACGUGCGCCUGCGCCGAGCCUUCCUGCUUCCCGAGCCUCGGCCGACUGGCUCGGUGGCCACAUACCUGCACAGCAGCCCCGGGGCUGGCUUGGGGCGGAUAGCCAGUCUUGUCUCCCUCUCUCUUUCUCAACCAUCUGGUAACAGCAGCAGCAGCAGCAGCAGCAGCGGGGGAGGGAGCAGAGAAGAAACCGUAUCAGAGGCAGCAGCAGCGGAGGAUGCAGGAGGAGGGGGGGAAGGAGCGGCAGAGGCAGCAGCGGCGGUGGGGGAAGGAGUGGCGAUGCAUGUGGUGGCGAUGAGGCCGCUGUACUUGAGGCGAGAGGACGUGCCAGGGGAGGUGGUGGAGAAGGAGAGUGAUGUGCUGCGAGCCCAGGCUGUGGCAGCGGGCAAGGCAGCAAGCGUGGUGGAGAAGAUGGUGGCGGGGCGGCUGGGGAAGUUCUAUGGGGAGGUGGUGUUGAUGGAGCAGGCGUAUGCCAUGGAUGAUAAGAGAACAGUGCAGAAAAUGUUAGCAGAAGCUUCUAAGAAGGCGGGAGCAACGAUCCAAGUGGAGCAGUUCUUACGGCUGGAGGUUGGGGAAGGCAUUGAAAGGGAGUCCAAGGACUUCGCAUCUGAGGUGGCAUCACAGGUGGCCUCGUCCUCGUGA